Rhizophagus irregularis DAOM 181602=DAOM 197198 is the source of this 624-nucleotide messenger RNA. The record is from RefSeq and is a predicted model, not a curated record. NCBI's taxonomy places the organism in Eukaryota, Fungi, Glomeromycota, Glomeromycetes, Glomerales, Glomeraceae.
AUGGUUUAUCAAGCAAUUAAAACAUUUGCUAAAGAUGGAAAAAAAGAUUUACAUAUUACAUGUGAUAAUUGUAUCGCACAAAAUAAAAACAAUUUAUCACUUUUUUUUUGGUCUUGGUUGAGUAUGUUAGGUUGGUAUAAUAAUAUAACAAUUAACUUUAUGAUACCAGGUCAUACAAAAUUCAUUUGUGAUUCAUUUUUUGGACAUAUAAAAAAAACUUAUCGAAAUCAAAAAGUUAAUACUGUAGAUGAUAUUGAAGAUAUUGUAAAUAAUUCAUCAAAAGGUAAUGAAGGACUUAGGUAUAAUGGUGGAAUUGGAUGGAAGUGGUUUGAUUUUCAAAAUUUUUUUUCAAAAAAUAAUUUUAUAAAUUUACCCCAUAUAACAAAAUAUCAUCAUUUUCGUUUUAGUAAUUUAUCAGAAGAUUUAGGAAAAGUUUAUUGUUCUGAAAAUUCUGGUGGUGUUGAAAUUUGCCAUAAGCUUUUACGUGAUGAUAAUAAUUUUAAUAUAAAUGAAAAAUUAGAUAUUUUGGAUGUUAUGCAUAUAUCUGAAGAAAGAAAAAAAUAUUUAUAUCAAAAAAUUCGUCAACAUAUAGAAGAUCCAUACAAAGAUGUUUAUUAUCUUUGA